Molecule: messenger RNA, 4064 nt
Organism: Ixodes scapularis (black-legged tick)
Lineage: Eukaryota; Metazoa; Arthropoda; Arachnida; Ixodida; Ixodidae
Exons: 7
Coding region: 486-2363 (625 amino acids)
Biological process (GO): signaling
Cellular component (GO): postsynaptic specialization; glutamatergic synapse
Molecular function (GO): molecular adaptor activity
Source: RefSeq, a predicted model, not a curated record
GCCUUUGUACGCGAGCUGCUGGACGGCAAAAUAGCGGUGUUCGGCCGUCGGCGGGGAAGGGGUCCUCGGCCAGGUGGGGCGGCAGCGGUGUCGCCGCCACGGUCGCUGCACCUUGAUAGAGGAUCUGUGCCGCCCGCCGCCGCCGCUCGGGCCGAGGAAAUAGCACGCUCGCCGCCGCUGCUUCGAGCCGCUCAGUGGGAGGAGCCGCUGCACCUCACCCGCCGCCGGAGAGGAAGCCGCCGCUGCCGAAGGCCCCGCAGGUUCAAUGUCCCACAGGGCCAGCGACGGCUGACGGUACGGCCACCACCGCAGCCGGCGUCGCCUGCUUCGGCAGUUGCGCCACGACUGCGGCCGUCGGCUUGCGAUCGUCCGCCUGGUACCACUGUGCACCUAGCCGCGUUCGGUCGUCUUUUACGCAUGUCCAAUCAACGGGCGGCGUUGAGCCAGCGUUGUCGGACAGUGGACUGGUUUGAGAAGAGUGCACCAUGACUGCAGCGCUGACCUUUCGAACGAGGGGGAACGAGGCAGCACAUCCUGCUCUCAUUCCACACAGCCUGAGUGCCGGCACGGGCACAUUCCUUCUCUCCGAAACAAGGCGUGCUCGGCCCCCGCAGACGCUGAGCAUCCAGGGCCACGUGGCUGCUCGCGCUCCGUCGAUGGAGCGGCUGGGCCCCAAGCGAGCCUCGGCGGAGUCGAUUGGGGCGUGCUCGCUGGACGCGGAGGCGAGCGAGUCCUCCGCCCCCGAGGCGCGGCGCAUGGCCAAGGAGGCGUCGGAGGUCACCCUGCGCAGCAUGGUCAUGUCCACGCGGGAGAGCUUGUUCGUGGCUCGCGGGUCAGUGGACUCGGGGAGGCCGCCCGACGGCUUUGUCGGCACGGGAUUCCUCUAUAUCACCCCUGAAGGUACCGCAGUGCAGCUGUCCAACGGCUGCUGGAACGUGGGUGGCAACACGGUGGAAGAGUGGUCGAGCAAGGUGGUGGAGCACCGUCCUUCCUACCUGGGCAUCAGCUGUGCCAUCAACGGCUACACCAGCUACAGCCAGUUCUGCCGCAGCCGCGACAGCAGUCCCGCCCGUCCCAACCAUAAGGGCGUGGCCAUCGGGCAGUCCCCGAGGGCGGAGCCAAUUGUCGAGCUAGCGCCUCCCUGCGAGCAGACGGCGUUCCUCAACGGCUGUGGGAAGACGAGCGCGCCGGCCCCCACUGCCGUGGACGACAUGGAGCCAGGCUGGUCCCUCGUACAGCAGAGAAUAGCCACCCUGUACGGUUCGGAGGCGGCGGAUCGCGUGGCGAGGUCCCGCACGAGGACGGCCAAGAGUCCCGUCAAGUUGGUGGGCCCCAAGCGCAGCCCCUCGUGCCCCGCCCAGGCGGUCCGCGGGAGGUCCAAAAGCCCUCCGGUGUUCCGGCACCUCACCAAGAACUUUAGGGAGCACUUGCGGCUAUCGGAAGUGUCGGCAUCUCCGGCGGAGAACCUUCCCGGUUACAUCGCAAGCCCGGCAAAAGCGGCGUCCGGGCGCGGAGCUGCCGUCUCUCCCGAGAAGAAGCGCGUGGUGCCCAUUGUGAGGACGUGCGAAGUGGACGGCGGUGACGGUGCAGGGCUGGAGGGCUUUGCGGGACGGUUCGCCUCUUUCCAGCCGCAGGUCCUCAACGGUGGCGUGUCGAAGAUCAACGGAAACCACAAAGUCGCGUCUUCCGGCGAGCCUGAAAAGGGCAGGACCACAGAACCCGAAGUUCAGGUGGCAAGGCCGGCACAGGUGUGUCCACGAGCCCUGUCUUCUUCGGACCUGCCCCAGCGGGAGGGGCACACGUUCCUGGCCACCAUGGCCAGCACUCAGGAGGCCCUGGAGACGCGCAUCCGAUGGACCCAAGAGUACUUGGACCAGGAGGGCCUCUCGGAGGACGUCAAGGGCAGGAUACGCUCGGCUGUGGGCAAGGCCAACCUGCUCAUCGCGCAGAAGUUUCAGCAAUUCAGGGAGCUCUGCCUCAAGAACAUUGAGCCCAAACCUGAUGACCCAUUUCCAACCACUGGCUCGGACCUCGCCGGAUUUUGGGACAUGGUGAUGCUGCAAGUUGAAAAUGUGCACGGUGUGUUUGACGAUCUGCACAGCCUGAAGGCGAACAACUGGCAGGAGCCUGCAAAGAUUGAGAGUGCCAAGAGCUCUAUACCCAAACCGACCACGGCCAGGAAGAGCGCCUCGAGGUCGAUGCCAGCGAGCCCCCGGAGGUCCGCCAAGGGGGAGGAAGCGGCCAGGUCUCGGGAAGAAGCCCGCAAGCGCCUGAUGGAGGCCAAGCGCCAGGCCAGGCAGGCCAACCAGGCCUCACAGGACUCUGGGGUGGCCAUCUUCAUGCCCGGAGAGAAGCACAACUGACUGGCUCGUGUCGCUGCCCUAGAAUAAUUGCCGGAACGAUCGCUCUCUCAUCACGUACUCCGUCCCUGCAUGGCGGAAAAGAGCCCGACAAAGGAGGUCGAUUUUGUGGUAACGGUUGUAGUCACUCGUGCUGUUCGUUCUCGAAAGAUUUGCUUUUCUUGUACGCAUGCCGUGGCUUACAUUUUUCUAACAACCCUCCCGCGGCUUUACGCAGCGGAUGUCCCCUUACUCUGCCCGGAGAGAGACUUCCCGCUUGAAUACGAGUGCCGGGAGGGAACUCCGUUGCGACGCGGAAUUCAAGUUUGUCGAGGCAGUGCGGGGAUGCGUCGAGAGGUGUAGCUCUGCAGAAUGCGAGGAUCACUGGACCACUUCUGGUAGACUAGCUCCCUCGCUCUUCCAUAUUUUCCAGUUUAUUUAACCCGAGGAAAGUAGUGAGUCGGUGUCAAUAAGGGUAGGCUGUGUACGCCUGGACGGAAGAUUAAGCCCACCUAGUUCCGUUAUAAGGACUUUCUUUGUAUUCUGUGGAAUGCUGCGUAAGUUUGAAUACCAGUUUACAUUCCACUGGAUGCACGUUGUUUGAUAUUUCUCAAUCCUUUGCAUGCCAACCUCUUUUCUUUUCUUCUUAUAUUUUAGUAGUUUUGUGUUGUCCUAGGCAUCUUGUGAAUGACAUUUAUAACAGGAGGUAUUUGUGAUAACUCGAAGGAAUCUUUUUUGCUGGUUAUAUAGUUGUAAGGAGGAGUGAUCUUUUUUGUACAGUGCUUUUAUGCCUGGUUUGAAAUGCUUACUCAGGACUUAUACACAUUAGAACAAAGGGAUAGCUUAAUGAAUAUUAGUGCUUGCUAGUUAUAGAAGUUAUUUGAAUUGGCACUUACCAUAUUUGUUUGUUAUAAGGUGCACUUUGUACAAAUAUUUAAUAUGAGAAAUGGCACGUAUUCUGCGUUCAUCUAAAACAUGGUAUAGUACUAGGUGCUUGUUAUAAUAUACCAGUCAAACAAUUUCUAGUAAUGGAGUCAAAAAAUAUACUUGCAGCAUAUGACCAUUUUUUUUUUGCAUCUUAUACUCAGAUAAAUAUGGCGUAUCUAGGGGGUUAUCCCACAUAACUGGGUGCAGCCCUCUUGCCUUCUCAAGUUUUCUGAACUAGUUUUGCAUGAGCUUGCAGGAUUGUUCUUUUUUUUCAUUGCUAAACCAUGACCACAGUAAAGCAGUUGAAUCUUGGCUCUUGUGAAAGUGUUGAAAGAUCUCUGGAUUGUCUGAAAAUGAGGAGUGAAGAUUUGUUGCCAUGUUUCAGCAUGCUUUGUCUUUUGUGUGAUGGUUAAUGAAUUUGCUUCUACUGCAAAUGAAAUACUACUAGGUACCAUUUUUUCCCUUCUGUGACUUCUGGUACCUCAGUUUUCUUGCUGUAGAUAACUGUUGGCCGUAGUCUUGCGUCAAUGUUCUCUAAGUAUUUAAGAGUAGUUUGAGCGUAUUAAUGCACUUUUUUUGUACAGUAUCACGGAAGGAAGCCUCUCUUUUACUCACCUUUUUACUCUAAAUCAUGACUUGCAAAAUAAAGCAUGUACAUAGCGACUCUUGCUUAUUUCUAGUGAAGUUGUGUAUUCAUUGUAGCCAUAAGUUAUGGAGGAUGUAGUGGCCACACCACCAUUUGCAAGAAAUAUUUUACUCGGUCACAAUAAAGCAAGCUGGGAUAGUUUCUACCUCUCA